UUCGUUUUUUGGUCCGCGUUACGUUACGUCGAAUGAAUGGUUUUCAAGCGAUUUAAAGUAUAUUAUUCUCGCUAUUUUGCGUCAGUACUUACCGAAAACGGUGUACUAACGUCGCAAGGUCAUCGUUGACGAAGUAAAGGAAGAUGGAGCAAGAAUCAAGACGCAAAGGACCAAGAAGUCCGAGUGCAGAUUCAGAAGAUUCCUCUCAUAGAAGGAGGUCUAGGAAAUAUGAUAGAUCUCCAUCUCCAAGAAGGAGUAGAUACCGUCGUUCUCGGUCUAGGGAUAGAAGAUCACGUUCAAGUUCAAGGGAUAGAAGGAGAAAGGAGUCCAGUCGUACACAGCAAGAAUGGAAACAGCAAACAUCUCAGGCUCAAGCUUCUACACCCAAUACAAACAAUUCUGGUGGCUAUGUUCCAGCAGUUCAUAAUCAAUAUCAGGCACCUCCACCACCAAACACAAGUCAACCACCGCCACCUAUACCAGCUUACAAUCAAGGAUAUAAUAGUUACAAUUACAACUAUGGACAAGGCUAUGACUACACUUAUCAGCAACCAACUGGUUAUCGCAGUGAUUAUCCACCGACGAAUUGGCAAGGGAAUCAAGUACCAUAUAACAAUCAGCAACCACCGCCACCUCCAACGUUAACGUCUCAGCAAGAAUCGUCGAGGCCGGUAGACAGUGGUUCCUCUGGAUUAGUUUCAUCCAUGGCUAGACCAGAGGAUGCUAAGAAGGAAGCAGCAAUUGCAGCUGAAGUAAAACAGCAAAAAGCAACCCUCGCCAAACAACGGGAAGAAUACGUUAAGAAAUCAGCUACGUUGCAACGCGAACUGGAAAUCCUGCGUCAACAGUGCGAUGAAAUUGGUAAAGAGGGUGGGCGCGAAAAUAAUCGCAUCAUAAAAGAAAAUCAAAAGUUGCAGAUUGAAAUACAAAACAAAAUGAAGUCGAUACAUAACGUUAUCGACAUGCUUACCGGAAUAAUCGGGGACAAAGCGACCGUUGAUGAUCUUAAAAGCAAAUUUAAACUAGAAAUUAACAAGCGUUCGAGGAGUCCUAAAGAAGAUUUCCCGAAAGGGAAAUCGGAAUCACCGGACAGAUCGUCGGGCUCAGAUUCCGAUAAGGAGUCGAAAAUCGAAAGGGAAACGAAAGAUCGAAGGUCUCCCGAGGACACUAAACCUAUGUACAAUUUCGUGCAUUACGAUCCCGAAAUGCAUUGGUGUAAAGUCUGCGAUAUAUUUCCUAAAACGGCAAAGGAAUAUUUGAAUCAUCUGCAUAGCAAUGAGCACAAAGAAGCUUGCUUAGAACGCAAGAUAGUUGAUAUGCCAUGGCAUGAGCGGAAUGGAGAGGGAACAGAAAAGGAAGUGCCCUAUUAUCCUGGACUGCCAACGAAAAGAACACCAAUUAAAGGUUUGCAGUUCUUCAGCGCUGCGACGGCAUGGUACUGUAAGCUUUGCGAUUCCUGGAUAGGCGAUCUUCAUUGCGCGAGUUUGCAUCUGAAAUCGAAACAGCAUUCCGAAAACUAUUCCAGUUUCGUGGAACAGAAUCCACAUUGGGAAACCGAUUGGAUGGCUGAUCGCGAGAAAGCGUUCUCAGAGGAAAAGCACAAGCAGAUACAAAUGGAGCUGCAAAAACAUAAAGAGGACGAUCCGCCGCCGAAGUCGAAGAAAUCGAAGAAGAGCAAGAAGAAGUCAAAAAAGUCGAAGAAACGAAGAAACAGGAGCAGCGGCAGCGACAGUUCCAGCGAGUCCGAGAACUCUGACACGGACUCCGAUCAAGAUAUGUCGAAGAGUAUUCGCGUCGCUAUGCGAAAUAAAAUGAAGGCCUCGACUCAGGCGAUCCUCAACGAGGAAAUAGACUAUCAUCGAAUCAAGUUGAAAGGUCACUGGUCGAAAGUGACUCAGCAUUUGAAUCAGCCGCCGACUCCGGAACCACAACUGGCAGAAACCGAUGACAGACAAUUGUUGAACUCGAUUCGGGACAAGUUGAAAGCGAAGCAGGAGGAGGAGAUGAAAUCGAUUGGUAAUCGAAGGUUGAGUCAAGAGAAAACAGUCGAAGAAGAAGAAGAAGAGGAGGAGGAGGAGGAGGAGGAGGAAGAAGAGCAGGAGCAAACUUCAUUUUCGAACAAAUCCAAAUUGGAAAGCUUAGAAGCUUGGGGACCAAAGGAACCGCCGAAACCGUUUUGGAUAAAAAAGGAAGAAGAGAAACCACAGCCUAUAGCUAACAAGCCGAUUGAACUGCCAAAGCCAGAAGAAAUGCCUAAGCCUCACAUGGGAUUCUGGACGAAGCAACAAGUGAAUAUGACUGUGAAACCACCCGAGAAUAAAACUGUGGAAAAAGACGACGAGAGAGAUCGGGAAAGCGACCGAUACAAAGAAGAUCGUGAGAGAAAGUAUGACAGACGGGAGGAUAAAUACGAUCGGUAUAGCAGGCACGAUAGAAGACGUGGCGGACGGGAUAGGGACAGGGAUCGUGACAGAGACAGGGAUCGUGAUAGGGAUAGGGAUCGUGAUAGGGACAGGGACAGGGAUAGGGAGAGGGAUUAUUACGAGGAUCGAAGAAAACGUGAUAGCAAUGAUUCCCCUCGUCGCGACAGGAAUUGGCGUGAUAGUCCAAAGAGAAGCUACGAUAAAUAUGGCAAAGAUAGAAGAGACGAUAAUUCGUCCAACGAUGAGUCUAAAUUCGAAAAGAAGACCAAUGAGUCCGCGUCGAAAUCUAAAAAGGGUAACGUGCAAACAAAAAAGUCCGCGCCUCAGGUAUCCAAAGGAAAGUUACCCUUCAUCGGUAGAUUACCACUGUUCAAGAAGAAAACCGAAGAACCAAAAUUGCCUGAGAAGGACAUCACGCCGCUUCCGUAUCAACAAAGUAAAUUCGAGGACACGCCAAAGGUUCCCAAUGAAAUCAUCAAUCCACCAGGCGUGGUACAUAUUACCAAACUCGCCACUCCGUUAAAUCUUGGCAACAACAACAAUAAUAACAGCAGUAAUAGUGGUAAUAACGUUAGCCAGUCACCGGCUCAAAGUAACAAGAACCAACCGAUGAAGAUUUUGGUCGCUCCGCCGCCGCCAGUAUUAAACGAAACUAAACCAACGCAACAGGUAGUCGACAUGGAGAUCGAAGAUCAGGUGGAAGAAGCACUGAUAGAAGAACCAAUGAUGGAGCAGCAGAAACAGCCGCCAACUGUAGCUAAGUUACCUCUGCCACCUCAUCCACCGCCGCCCUUGAACAGACCGCCGCCAUCUUUUACGGCUCAGCCGUCGUCGCAACAACAAGCUGUGCAAAGCAGACCACAGUUUUCUACGAGUCGACCUCCACCGCCAUUCAUAUCGAAUCCACCGCCAUUUGUUCAAAGUCAACCGCGCUUCCCUGCUCAUCAAACAGUGCGACCGCCCGUUCAAACUCAUCCGCCGUACAUGACCAAUCCACCGCCUCAAAUGGCCGCCGUUCCGUUUGUUCAGAAUCAUCAAAAUCCACCACCACCUCCAAUGCCAACCGUGGAGGGGGGAACGGCGGAUAUCGCGGAGAUACCAGAACCUACUGAGAAACGAACAGAUCCAAGCAUUCCUCUGCCCGACGACUUGCAAGAAGCGUUGAACAUUAUAUUCCCCAAGGAGGAAUCCGAAGCCAAGCAACAAAGUCAACAGGAGACUAAUAUCAUGUACUCGUCUAUGUACAGUAUGUUAGGGUGCGUCGGUUACGGACCAGAAUAUAUGGACCAACCCCCACCGGAAAUAACGCAGGCAGACGCGGAGGUGGACACGCAACCUGGACCAGACGAUUUGAAAAUGUUAGGCAUUGACGAAGGAGACACGAUCCUAUAAAAAAUGAAAUUUUACGAACUUACACGUACAGAACUGACUGUUCUCUUUUGGUAAGGUUUACAGAUGGACCUUACGAAUCAUUCUGAUAGUUUGUUCACUAUUUUUCUUUGAAGCGAGUUGUUACUCGCCAGAUGUUGAUCCGUUUGUGAACCGACGAAUGUAUUUCUAAAUGUAAAAUUCAUAUGAUAACACAUGUUAAAAUGGAAUUAUGUAAUUAUGUAAACUAGUAUUUUAAAUGGGAAAUAGUAAAUGUUUCUCCAUUGUUUACUGGUAACAAAUCAACCUGGUAUUAUUAUUAUUAUCGACUGUUGUCAUAAUGAAAAAUGGAGACACGAGUAU
Dufourea novaeangliae is the source of this 4154-nucleotide messenger RNA. RefSeq names its product zinc finger matrin-type protein CG9776-like. NCBI's taxonomy places the organism in Eukaryota, Metazoa, Arthropoda, Insecta, Hymenoptera, Halictidae. Gene Ontology annotation, cellular component: nucleoplasm. The record is from RefSeq and is a predicted model, not a curated record. The coding region runs from base 144 to 3815 and encodes 1223 amino acids. The transcript has 9 exons. Gene Ontology annotation, molecular function: nucleic acid binding; zinc ion binding. Gene Ontology annotation, biological process: positive regulation of DNA-templated transcription; negative regulation of DNA-templated transcription.